This is a messenger RNA of Erythranthe guttata (spotted monkey flower), 2621 nucleotides long. The record is from RefSeq and is a predicted model, not a curated record. NCBI's taxonomy places the organism in Eukaryota, Viridiplantae, Streptophyta, Magnoliopsida, Lamiales, Phrymaceae.
UCACACUUGUUUUUUCUCUAUUUCUUCGAUUUUCUCCUUGAUUUUAAAAAGAGAAGAAAAAUGAAGGAGGGCGGAGUAACAAUGGAGGUAGGGAACGACGCCGUUGCCAUUCUCACCAUUUCUAAUCCUCCCGUCAAUGUCCUCUCUGCCGCGAUUUUUGAUAGACUGAAGGAACUGCUUACUGAGGCAAUGGGAAGGGAUGAUGUUAAAGCAGUUGUUCUUAUAGGCAAUGGUGGCAAAUUCUCAGGUGGCUUUGAUGUCAAUAUUUUUGAAAGGGCACAAAAAGCUGGGGAUAUUUCUAUCAUACCCGACGUAUCUGUUGAGCUCUUUGUCAACGUGAUAGAAGAUGCUAAGAAACCUGUUGUUGCCGCCUUAGAGGGACCUGUGCUUGGAGGUGCCUUGGAAUUAGCUAUGUCAUGUCAUGCACGGAUUGCUGCUACAAAGACACAACUUUGUCUGCCCGAACUCAUCCUUGGCGUUAUUCCUGGUUCAGGAGGUAGGUUGGUAUUUGGUAAUUCUGAUCAGAAGUUCGAUUGUUUUUUUUUUCAAAAUAAUCCAUGUACUAACAUUAGCUGUUUGAAAGGUACUACACGUCUCCCAAGGCUUAUAGGUUUGCCAAAAGCUCUUGAAAUGUUGCUGUUAUCUAGGUCAAUAACAUCAGAAGAAGGAAACAAGCUAGGUCUUGUUGAUGCUGUUGUUCCUUCAGAAGAAUUGCUGAAAGUAUCUAGGCAAUGGGCAUUAGACAUAACAGUGAGACGUAAACCAUGGAUACGGUCUCUUCAUAGGACGGACAAGCUUGGUUCCUUGUUCGAAGCAUUUACUGUAAUAAAAAAGGCAAAACAACAGGUCAAACUGACAGCUAAAAAUAUGCCUCAGCAUCAGGCAUGUCUUGAUGUGAUUGAAGAAGGAGUUAUUUAUGGAGGAUAUCAUGGAAUUUUAAAGGAAUUAAAAGUAUUCAGAGAGCUAGUCUUUCAAGAAACGUCGAAAGGUCUAGUCCAUUCAUUUCUUUCUCAAAGGGCAACAACAAAGUUACCUAUUGUCAAUGAUAUUGGGCGGAAACCAAGACCGGUGAAGAAAGUUGCUGUAAUUGGAGGCGGGUUAAUGGGCUCUGGCAUAGCUACAGCUCUUAUUUUGGGGGAUAUUUCUGUCCUUCUCAAAGAAAUCAAUUCCGAGUACCUUCUGAAGGGAAUAAAAACAGUAGAAGCAAACAUCCGAGGUUUGGAGUUGACAGAUGAUAAAGCAGAGAAAGCUCUGAUGAGGCUUAAAGGUGUUGUAGACUACUCUGAAUUCAAGUAUGUGGAUAUGGCCAUAGAGGCUGUUAACGAAAAUAUUGCCCUAAAACAGAAAAUCUUUGCUGAUACUGAAAGAGCAUGCCCUCCUCACUGUAUUUUGGCCUCAAAUACAUCGACCAUUGACCUCAAUAUAGUUGGAGAAAAGACGAAAUCAAAAGAUCGGAUUGUGGGUGCACAUUUUUUCAGUCCUGCCCAUAUAAUGCCUCUCCUGGAGAUUGUACGAACAGAGAAGACUUCUUCUCAAGUAGUUCUUGAUCUAAUGACUGUUGCAAAGACCAUACACAAAGUUCCGAUUGUAGUGGAAAAUUGCACUGGCUUUGCUGUCAAUAGAACUUUCUUCCCAUACUCCCAAAGUGCACAUCUUUUGGUUAACUUGGGUAUUGAUGUCUUCAGAAUUGAUCGGCUAAUCGGCAAUUUUGGAUUUCCUAUUGGUCCUUUCCAGCUUCAGGAUUUAGCAGGAUAUGGAGUAGCUGUUGCAACAACGAAACAAUUUUCUUUAUCAUACCCUGAUCGAACCUUUGAAUCUCCAUUGCUUAAUCUUCUUAUACAAAAUGGGAGAAAUGGUUGUAAAUGUAAUGGAAAAGGAUAUUAUGUCUAUGAGAAAGGAAGCAAGCCAAAACCUGAUUCUUCAGUGCUCCCAGUCAUAGAGGAAAGUAGGAGGCUUACCAAUGUUAUGCCUGGUGGGAAGCCUAUAUCCGUUACUGAUGAAGAAAUUGUGAAGAUGAUCCUCUUUCCUGUAGUGAAUGAGGCGUGUCGUGUUUUGGAUGAUGGAAUUGUUAUCCGAGCAUCAGAUCUAGAUGUAGCUUCUAUUCUCGGCAUGAGUUUCCCAUCUUAUAGAGGUGGUGUUAUAUUCUGGGCUGACACCAUUGGGGCAGAUCAUGUAUAUACAAGUCUCGAGAAGUGGUCUAAAUUAUAUGGUAAUUUCUUCAGACCAUCAAAGUUUCUGGAAGAAAGAGCAAAACGAGGCAUUCCAUUGAGUGCACCUGUUUCAAUGCCUUCACGAGCAAGGGCAUCCCUAUAGUAAAUACUAAAUAUAUACUUGUGUGAUGCCAAUUUAUUUUUAUUUAUACACAAGAACUAGUACUACCAUAGUAUUUAUAUGUAUUUAUGUAGCAGGGCUGACAAUCGGUUCAUGUGAGCCGAGCUUGGGUUGGUUCAAGCUUACAUACCAUCGGGCCACGUUACUAUAUACCACCGGGCCCAAUUAGUAUAGGCUCAAGUUCGGCUCUUGUAUUUUUUCGGAUUUCUGGUUUAUAUCGGGCCUCAUUGCUAUAUAAUGUAAUGAGUAAAAAAAUUAUAAAAACAAGUGAUAAACAAAAUUUACCUCUA